UUGAUUUGCUUAUGUUCGUUCCCCCAAGGGCGUUAUUCUCCAAAUCCGUUUUACAAAGCUAUACUUAUACCAGAAAAUCACAUCAAAAAUGCUCCUGAAUUUCAUUUACGAUGUGCUGCAAGCCAUUGCGAAUGCUAUCUACGCAACAGUAGCAACUAUUUGGCAAAUCGAACAGACAUUAAUAAACUUCAUGAUGUCCUCGUUUCUGUUUGUUCUUGGCCUGGCCUGCCAUCCGAUCAUGGUGAUCCCUAUGCUGAUGGGCUGCUUUUACAUUUUGCGCAACUUUUGGUACCGUCGUGUCAAGAAUCCCAGGGUGGAGAACGCUGCUGAUGGAGUCCGCCAUGUUCCGCUUAGUCCACGACUUCCGCCCUAUCGCAACUUUGGAAACCUUUCCGCUCUUAACAAUGAUUCACCCAAGGAAAACUGACUAUAUAGAAACCAAAAGCGCUUUUAAAUUUUGUCAUUAUUAAAAGACUUUGGAGAGUUUGAUUGGUGGAAUACAAUGCAACUGGCGAAUACUA
Drosophila ficusphila is the source of this 521-nucleotide messenger RNA. RefSeq lists its product as uncharacterized. The transcript has 2 exons. Bases 89 to 427 code for a protein of 112 amino acids. NCBI's taxonomy places the organism in Eukaryota, Metazoa, Arthropoda, Insecta, Diptera, Drosophilidae. The record is from RefSeq and is a predicted model, not a curated record.